Molecule: messenger RNA, 1449 nt
Organism: Aaosphaeria arxii CBS 175.79
Lineage: Eukaryota; Fungi; Ascomycota; Dothideomycetes; Pleosporales
Exons: 1
Coding region: 79-1200 (373 amino acids)
Biological process (GO): intracellular monoatomic cation homeostasis
Cellular component (GO): mitochondrial inner membrane
Molecular function (GO): ribosome binding
Source: RefSeq, a predicted model, not a curated record
CGUCCGUCCGUCAUACGUAGCAUAUCAUUCACCCUCCCCUCCUCUUCCUCCUACUCCACUCAACUCAUCUCAUACACAAUGAAGCCACGGCCAAUGUCAAGGUUGAUAUCUUCAUCGACACGAUACUCAAAAUCCCACCCAAUUCUUCCCCACACCCAAAGACCCCCUUUCACCAUCUCCUCGCCAGCCGUGCUCUCCGCACUCCACUGCCACCAAUGGCCAACAAACCCCCAGAAUCCGUCCUCAACCCCUCGCUAUAGCUAUAACUACAACACCCUCCGCCACGCCUCCACCUCCACCGCAACCUCCACCACCGUCCCAGCAAAGAAACCCACCCAGAACCUCACCCCGCGCGCCCAAUGGAACCCCAAACUCAACCCACCGCAUGAAACCUACGCCCCGCCCAUUGACCUUCCCACGCGCUCCUCCUCCCAAUCCUACCCAAGCUACCUCCUCGCCUGCGGCCGUGCCUACAUCCAAUUCUACAAGACGGGCAUCAAGCACGUCCGCGUCUCCGCGCGCAUCGCCAAAGCCCUGCGGCAGAAAUCCGCCUCCGCGCAGCAGGACGCCAGCACGGUGCUCACGCGCGCGGAGUGGCAGACGGUCCGCCGCAGCAGGAAGGACAUGCUGCGGCUGCCGGCGUUCGCGACGCUCGUGCUCCUGUUCGGAGAGUGGCUGCCCUUGCUCGCGCUGUACAUCACGCCGCUGAUCCCGGAGCCGUGCAGGAUUCCAAAGCAGGUGGAGCGGGACAUGAGGAAGGCGGAGGAGAAGAGGAGGGAGCGGUUGCGGAGGCUCGGCGUCGAUGCCGCGAGGCUUGUGCAGGCUGAUCGGCGGGCGGGGGCGGGCAGUGGGCAAGCGACGGGUAUGAUGGUGGCGCCGAGGGCGGUCAAGUUGGAGGAUGUGGAUAGGUUGGAUCUGUACACUUUGCUUGGGAUCUCGGCGAGGUUGGACACGCAUUCGAGGGUGUGGGACUGGUUGUACGUGACUCCGCCUAAGCCGCUGCUGCGCUGGGGCGUGGGGAGGAAAUUGGCGUAUCUAAAGAAGGACGAUGGGCUGAUCGAGAGGGACGGCGGGUGGCAGGGAUUGGGGAAGGAGGAGGUGCUACGGGCUUGUGUAGAGAGGGGUGUGGAUGUUUUGAAGAAGAACGAGGGGGAGUUGAGGAAGGGAUUGGCGGAGUGGUAUGCUGCGGGUAAGAGGUGAUGAUGAUUCACGACAACGGGGGCUUCCCUUUUGUUCUGUAUGAUUAUGGUUUGUACUUUGGAGGAUGGAUUGGAAACAUGCUGUACGAAUAUGGAUGGACUACUACGGAAACACGAUCACAUUGUAGAGUGUUUGGUUAUACUUGGUUAUCAUGAAGAGGAUCUUCAAGAUUAGAAGUACGUACAUACGGAGCAUACAACCUCAAGACUUCUAGAUAUAUGUAAUUGUACUCACGACAAGUUGCGCUUU